Colossoma macropomum (tambaqui) is the source of this 1342-nucleotide messenger RNA. RefSeq names its product class I histocompatibility antigen, F10 alpha chain-like. Lineage: Eukaryota; Metazoa; Chordata; Actinopteri; Characiformes; Serrasalmidae. The record is from RefSeq and is a predicted model, not a curated record. Gene Ontology annotation, biological process: immune response. The transcript has 6 exons. Bases 39 to 971 code for a protein of 310 amino acids. Gene Ontology annotation, cellular component: external side of plasma membrane.
CUUACAUUGAAGGAGAGACUCCAUUUCCAGAACUUAGUAUGACCUUGAUGUUGGAUGAUCUCACAGUUGGAUACUUUGAUUCUGAGAUGAACACCCUUGUUCCCCGAGGUCUUAAAGACCAGGAAGAUGAUGGUGUGAUUGACCCAGAGAAGAUCAAGAUCAUAAGUUCCUUCAUGCAUACUGACUUCAAACAGAGACAUUUAUAUUUAAAACAUGUGUUAAAUUAUACUGAAAGCAUUCAAGUUCAACAGAGGCUGGUGAUGUGUGAAUUGAUGGACAAUGACCAGCCUGGACCACUUAUUAUCAAGAAUGCACUCGAAGGCACCACGCGAGAUGAACUAUGUUUUUAUGAACACAAAAUUACAUAUAAAAAUGAUUUAAAUCUCACAGAAGGAACACUGGGAUCAUUUUUGACCUUAACUCAGUGGCGUCAUGAAAAUAUCUACUACCCACUGUGCAUUAAAACACUCAGAGGUUACCUGAACAAGAGAAGCAAUCAAGUGAAAAGGAGAGUGAAGCCCAGAGUGAGGCUCAUCCAGAAAAGACGCUCAGUGUGUGGGUGGGAUGGGGUGACCUGCCUGGCCACUGGUUUCUACCCCCGUCACAUCAACCUGACCAUCUUCAGAGACGGACAGCCAGUUCCUGAUCACCUGACCACCGGAGGAGACCUGCUGCCCAACGGAGACGGAACCUACCAGAUGAGGAAAAGCCUGGAGCUCAGUGAAGAGGAGCUGAAGAGACAAAAUUACACUUGUACAGUCACCCACCUCAGCCUGGACAACAAGCUGGACAUCCAUUUGGAUUUUGAUCCAGGGGAGCCCAUCGGGCCCAUCAUUAGCUCUGUGGUGGCUGUUCUGGUCUUGGUGAGUGUGAUGGUGGCCGUCAUCUGGAUAGUAUACAGGAGAAAACGAACAGCUUCAUCUCAGGGGAAGUAUUCAUCAGCUUCCAGUACAGACGAAAGUGAGACUUGAUGAUACUAAAAAGUAAUUUGAAGACUUAUAUCUGACCAAUGGCUCUUGUGAACGAGAACUUAAAUGAAUCUAAAAAAAUGAUCUGUAUUCUCUGUGAUGGGUAUUCUCAUCUUUUUAUAUAUCAUUAUCUUAAUUAUUAGACAUGGCACUUUGUUAAUAUUUGCCAUACUCUCUGUCAUAUGUGCUAUUAAUUGAUUAUUUACAGAACUGUAACCAUUUUAAAGGCUUUGCAUGUACUUUAUAACUGAUGAAAUUUCAUGUAAUGUAGAUUGAUUUUGCAUUUUUUUGUUGGCUAAAGUUUUGAAAUAUGACUUUUGGAAAAUCAGGGAAGCACACAAAUAAAACUGCAUUGAACUGCAUUGAGAACUCUA